Molecule: messenger RNA, 1653 nt
Organism: Peronospora matthiolae
Lineage: Eukaryota; Oomycota; Peronosporomycetes; Peronosporales; Peronosporaceae
Source: the annotation of a GenBank genome assembly
AUGGUCUCUAUCGGUACUCGCUCGCCCGUUUACAGUCGUCAUGGAAUGGUGGCCUGUUCCCAACCUCUAGCGUCUGAAAUUGGGCUACGUACUUUGAAACGCAAUGGCAAUGCAGUCGACGCUGCUAUUGCCAUCGCGGCUGCUCUGAACGUCACGGAACCGUGUUCAACUGGCAUUGGAGGUGACUGUUUCUUGCUUUUCUUUGACGGCAGGACCAAAGAGAUUCGUGGGCUCAAUGGCAGUGGUCGCAGUCCUGCCGCUCUUACAGCAGAGAAGGCCAUUCAGGAGUUCGGACAGCAUACCAAAGUCAUUCCUAGUGGUCACGGUCAUGCUGUGACGGUCCCCGGGACAGUUGCAGGCUGGGUGGAUGCUGUCGAAUCUUGGGGGACAAUGAGUCUACGAGAAAUCCUGGCCCCUGCCAUCGAAUUAGCACGUGGAGGGUUCCCUGUGAGUCCGUUGACUGCGACAAGCUGGAAACGGAGCAAAUGGCGAUUGCUGCGUGGACCUUAUGCACCUGAAUUGCUGAAUGCUCGAGAAGACGCGCCGAAAGCUGGCGAAGUGUUCGUGAAUGAACAUCUUGCCAAGUGUUUGACGGAAGUGGCGGAGAAGGGGAAGGAGGCGUUUUACAAGGAGGGACGGAUCGCUCAAGCGAUCGUGGAUAUCGUGAGGGCGAAAGGAGGCGUCCUGACGCUGGCUGAUCUCGAGAACCACAAGUCCACGUUCGUGACGCCAAUCUCCACUCGAUUCCAAGGUGUUCAGGUGCACGAGAUCCCGCCGAAUGGGCAGGGAAUCACGGCUCUGCUCGCGCUCAACAUUCUUUCGCAAUUGAUAGACGAUGGCGGGCUGCCGCCUCCGGGUAGUGCACAGGAGCUGCAUUUACAGAUUGAAGCUCUUCGACUUGCCUUUGCAGAUGCCAAGUGGUACGUGAGCGACGUAGAGCACAAUGCGUCGGUGCCUGUAAAGGAGUUACUGAGUCAAGGCUAUGCCGAAAAGCGUGCAGCUCUGAUCGAUCGCACCAAAGCUGCGAUUAAUCCGACGGUCGGGAGCCCGACACUCACUUGUGAUACUGUUAGUUUCCAGGUGAUUGACGGACAAGGCAAUGCCGUGUCCAUGGUGAAUAGUAACUACGAAGACUUCGGCACGGGCCUUGUGCCAAACCACUGCGGCUUUACACUACAAAACCGAGGAUGCAACUUUGAGCUGCACGGAGGAACAGCAGGGCACCCGAAUGCACUUGCCCCGAACAAGCGACCGUAUCAUACAAUUAUUCCCGGACUGACCACUUUCGGAGAUACCGGUGAGCUACACUCGAGUUUCUCAGUCAUAGGGGGCUUUAUGCAACCUCAAGGCCAUGUCCAGGUGCUAAGUCGCAUGCUUCUACAUGGCAUGAACCCGCAAGAAGCGUUAGAUGCUCCACGAUUUUGUAUCGACUUUGCCCACCAAGAUGGUGGUAGUACCGUGCUGGUUGAAAGUGAUUUCGGAUCGAGUACAAUUGCAGCACUUAGUGACGUCUUUGGGCACACUGUGGUGACACUUAAGGGUCUUGAGCGGAUGGUAUUCGGCCGUGGACAAAUUAUUGUUCGUGAUCCAACGACCGGAGUGCUCUGUGCUGGGUCGGAUGGACGGGCUGAUGGAUGUGCAAUGGGAUGGUAA